UCGCGCAGUGUCAGUUGCUCUCCUGACUCGGUUGCCGCAGGUUGUGGCGCAGUGCUGUGACCGACCGUUCGCGCUCUCUCGACUCGGCGUGUUCAUAAUCCUCCUCACCGCCCAUUAUGGUGUUCACUCUACUGUGCAACAAUCAAUGGAUAUUCUAGUGUACAGUGCUCGGCUAAAUCAACAGUGGGUUACAUCGCACAAUACUGGAAACGGCUUUGACGGUACAUAUCUGAUUAACCGGCGUUAGCACACAUUGAAUUCUCCUCAAACAACAAUGCAAACUAGUUCUGAAUAUUCCAUAAACUGUUAAUGAGACUCCUCCAUCGUAUUCCACCUGUUGUUCUACUGAUGCUUCAUAGUUACACAAAUAGGAAUGUCAACAUUGUUUUGUCAGAGCAGUUAUCUCUCGAUCAGCUGUCAAACAUUACAUUCUUGAAUUGUUUACAUAACUGAAUUGUCAAGCCUGUCAAUAAUAUUAUCUUAGAAAAUUUUUACCACUUGUUUAUGAAACAGAAAUUCUCUAUGAUUUCUAGCUUCGAUCGCAUCGUUUGAUUUAAUUCAUGUUUGAUUGAGUGUAUAAAAUUGAGGAAUAGUGCUUGUGAUAAAUAAAGGUAUCAGGAAUAAAAUAAUAUCUUAUUAUAAUAUUCAAUAACAAUUCCAGAAGAGAAAAAUUUGGAGAUUUUUCACAAAGUUUGAAUUAGUCUGAGAAUGCCAACUCUAGCAACAUUCCUGCAACCGGACACUUCAUCUCCUCCACCGGUGUUGUCAAUGAUGGAGAACCACACGCACACACAUUUAGGCGGUCAGGCGGAACUGGGCCAAGCCGUGCAGGCAGAGAGCUUGAUUGGUGCCAAGAUAGUCGCCAUGCUGGCCCUCGGACUGCUUUCGUUCCUUCUGGGAAUGCUGCCCGUGAAGCUAGCCUCCUGGCUGCGUUUCAAGACCCCGUCGACGGCAGCGGGCAAAGCGAGUGGACACGGCGCCAGCGAACAGCCUCUCUCCAUUUCCCUAAUGUUGUGCUUCGGGGGCGGCGUGCUGCUAUUCACCACCUUCCUCCACCUACAGCCCGAAGUCAGGGAAAGUGUGCAACGACUAGCCGCCGAAAACCUGCUGCCUCCCGUACUCGUCAGUGCCGGCCUCAAUGUGCCCGAACUCAUAUUCUGUUGCGGGUUUUUCUUUGUGUACAUUGUCGAGGAGCUAGUCCACUGUUUUCUGGAUAGAGGCGAGCAUGCGCAGGAGGAUGAGGCCGUUCUGCACCGCACAAUGAGCCUUCGUCGCUGCUCCAGGCGACACCACGAACACCCCGCUGAGGGCACCAUCAUCCCCAGGGCUAGCCUGGCCAAUGGGCACGGCCACCCCAAGAACAACGAGAUGACUGAGAGUGGCAGUGGAACGGGAAGUGUGUGCACAAGUGCCAGCACCCAGGGACUCCUCCGCGACCAGAUAUCCGUGAUUGACUUGAAAACAAACCGAUCACCUCUUGAUCCUCAGGUGAGGAUGACUGGCGGCCCUCUAGAGGAUGGUGUGCAAGGAUUCAAAACAGAGAACCCUGACGAUGAACUACUGUCAAAGAACUCAGAGAUGGUGUCCAAGUCAUUCCGUGGUCUCCUCGCGAUUCUGGCACUCUCGUUCCACGCUGUCUUCGAAGGUUUGGCGGUUGGUCUGGAGGACUCAGUGAGCAAAGUGUGGUACCUGUUCGCGGCGAUCGCCACCCACAAGCUGGUGAUUGCGUUUUGUGUGGGAGUAGAGCUGGUGUCGUCUCGCACACGUCUGCUGCUGGUUGUCGUGUAUGUGGCGACGUUUGCUGCCGUGACGCCUCUAGGCAUUGGUAUUGGGAUCGCGUUGAGCGGCCAAGAAAAUGCCAGCGGCGAGAGCCUGCUGACCGUGGUGCUGCAAGGCAUGGCGGCCGGCACCCUUCUCUACGUCGUGUUCUUCGAGGUGCUGCAGCGAGAGAGAGCCAACACCCAGUCGGGUGGUCUGCAACUCAUCGCCAUCAUCACCGGCUUCCUAGUUAUGCUCGGCAUCCAGGUUCUAUUGGGUCACGAGCACAGUCACGGUGGUGAAGGUCACAGUCACACGUCAGGGGUCAACUAUGACCACAAUCAUGAUGCAGGAGAUGACCAUCGCUACCACUACCACCACCAUGAUCACGAUCACGACCAUGCACACCACACGUGAUAGAAGAGAUAACACUCUCAACCAACUACACACUGUGAUAUAAUCAUGUUUUCCAGUUAAUUCUAAACUGUACUUUUAUAAGUGUAACUGAUUCUAUAAUGACAAUAUACCUACCUAAUUGAUAAGUUUUCAUGUGUUAUCUAUAAUUAUUAGGUAUAUAAUAUGGCUUUUACGAUGUGGAUGUUCAAAUUUAAAGAUUCUCAUGUAUUUUUUAUCAAGAAACUUGAUUAGAACUACCUACAGUAACUAUAUUACCCAUGGGUAGUCUUUUUUCUACAGGGCUACUCUCAUAUAAAUAAAAAUUAGAAAUCCAAGUACCUUUUUAAAAUUGUUCAAUCACGACAUAUUUCGGCUAUAUAAAUGUCAUCAUCCAACAUAGCAAAACGAAUGUAAAUCGAAUUAAUUGAUAAAUUAAUAAUGGAUAAUUGCAUUAUAGCCGAAACAUGUCGUGAUAUUGAACAAUUUUAAAAGGGUUUUUAAAGAUUUCUAUUUUUUAUUCAUAUCCAUGGGUGAUAUGAUGUAAUAUACUGUACUGUAAUUAGAACCAGGAGCUCCUAUAUACCGUAUUAUAGGAAGUCCUGUUAGAACCAAUCUAUAUCAAUAGAUUAUGAUAUACAGUAUAAUACUUAUACUAAAAUCACUUUGCUAUAGCAUUGGCUAAUUUUAAAAAUUAUUAAAAAACACAAUAUAUAAACAUAAAGUACCCUUUAUUUGAAAUAGUUCUUUGAAGUCAAUAACAGUUCUUUUAAAAUAUUUCAAAUAAAGUGUACCUUAUGUGUUAAUAUUGUGUUUUUCAAUAAUAGUAUGCUGUAUAUGUUUCGUUUUUUGAUUCUCAUCAGAUAAUAUCGCCAAUAUUUUAAUAUUCAAUUAAUUUUAAGAUAAUGAGGAGGCAAACGCUUAUAUACUAUUUCUAAAAGGUAUUCGUCGAUUGAUGUGAGAUGGAAUGAAUUAGAGACAGAGAAUUUUAGCCUAUUUUCAUAUUAAGCUUACGAUACUAUAUUUUUCAUCCAGAGAAAGAAAAUAAUGAAACUUUAUAUGUUUAUGUAACACAGUGAUCAGAUCUAAUCUUAUAUGACAGGAUUGAAUUCGUUGAUAUUUAUUAGAAUAUUAUAAGAAAUAUUUCAUUACAUAUUCAUGUAAAAUGAAUAAGCAUUGACAUUAUUGCGUUUGUAGUUGGAGAAUCCCACUGUUUUCAACGAGAAUCAAAAUACUGUUUGGAUGUAUAGGCUGAAUAAAAUGUAGAAGUAAUAAACUAUUAUCAUGAGAAUCAUCAACUAUUUAUUUUCAAUAUAAAUACUGGUUUUAAUGAUUCAAAUAUUCAUGAUGGGAAUUUGCAGUUUUGACCAAGCUAAAAAAUAUUUUAAAAAUAGAAACAAUUUGAUAUUCUAUUUUCUGAUCUGUUGAAUUCAUAAUAUUUAAGGUAAUUUUUGAAGAAAUCAACUUGGGAAAUCAAUUAAUAGAUUAAUAAUAACAUUAUUCGAUAUCUCAUUUUGUAUUUUUUUCAAAGGAUAUAUUUUUGGAAGAGAGAAAUUGUUGUUCAAUAAAUGGAAACAAAACAAAAGAGGAAUUAUGUAUGGAAACAUUGGGAAGUUUCUAUUCUUGAAAAAAUUACUAUUAUGAAUGAUAACCUGAUCAAUAAAUAAUUAUUAUGACAAUGUUAACUGUUAAGAUCUUUGGUUAAAGUUUUUGAAGUAAGAUAUAAAAACGUUUUGCUACUCUAAAUAAUUCAAAUCAAUUAAUGAUAGUCUUCUGUAGAAUGUAUGUGCCAAACUGUGAAUGAAUAGCCUAUAAUUAUUGCAAGCAGAUAACCAACUGCAUUCUCUUAUAUAAGUAUGUUGAUGGUUUCCGUUCAAUUAAUUCUUGAAAUAAGAAUUAAAAGUAAAAUAGCUGCUAUCAACACCUAAGAAAGUCUGGACAAUGUUUCUUUAGUGAUUUAGGUACCGGUAUUAAAUAGUCAAAAUUCAAUGCGAUAAAAUAAUAUUACUUCAGAUACUAUAUAGAAUUAAUUGCUUGCUUCAGCAACAUGACAGCUAGUAGCUCAAAUAAAUAAUAGUUUAAUAAUAUUUAAAAAAUUAAUAGAUUCAUUCAAAAUCGAAUUGGACCAUCAUCUUUGUGUAAACAACAAAUAUAAUAAAAUGGAUGUGAAUUUUGGUAAAUUGCAAAGUAAGGUACAAUCCUGGUUCGGGACAGGGCGCAUAAUGAAUUUGGUGAGGGAAUUGGGUACCUUUCGUCGUAUUGAAUCUAUUUGUAAAGAAAAUGAGAAUAUUUUCCCAUGCCCAAACAUAAAGUUUUUCCAUUAAACUGGUUUGAAUAGAUAUUCUAAAUCGUUGCUUGAUAAAUCAAUACUUUGAUUCUAUGAGACAUGGAAUGAAUACUUUAAAAUGAAUAUUAAACUGAUUUAAAUAGAUAUUCUAAAUCGUUACUAAUUUAGGCUACUCAAUAACUCAAUUCUAUGAAACAUGGAUAUGAAUAUUUUUAAUAGAAAAUAUGGAGAGUUAAAUAGAAUUUAUCAAAUUGUUGAUGUUUUGAUAGACUACAAUAGAAUUUAUUGAAGAAUACCGAAGGUAUUCAAUAAAAUAUUUUACAAAUUAAAAAUGGGCUAGUGUUUUAGAGCAAAGAUGUGAUAUAGGGUACAAUAUGUUUCAUAUGAAUGGAAAAUUUUUGGAAAAAUUGAGUUGAGUAGUCAUUUAUUAUUGUUGAAAAAGUGUAGGAUAGUAGACCGUAUGGUGCUGAAUUAUUAUAUGGUUCAGUAAUAUGUUGUCAUAUAAUGAAGACAUAAGUACCGUUUGAAUAUUGUCAGUUUUCUAAUUUGCAAUCUAUUAAAAUAUUAUUUUUGGAAUUCAUGAAAUUGAGCUUCAUUGUUAUUUAUAAUAUUGUUGAGACUUUCAAAUAAUCGAAAACACAACAAAGGAAAGGACAAAAAUAAUCACAAUGGAGUAAAUUAUUUGAUGUGUAAAGUAUUUUUUAAAAAUGCAAUGUUUUAUCGAAAAAGCUUUUGACAUUCUAAAAUAAUAAAUUAAUAUUAUACUAUUAUUACUAUUGUACUGUAUUGUAAAUAAAUUUUCUAAGCAUCUCGUAUAUUAUAA
This is a messenger RNA of Nilaparvata lugens (brown planthopper), 5261 nucleotides long. RefSeq names its product zinc transporter ZIP1. The transcript is spliced from 2 exons. The record is from RefSeq and is a predicted model, not a curated record. Gene Ontology annotation, biological process: zinc ion transmembrane transport. Gene Ontology annotation, molecular function: zinc ion transmembrane transporter activity. Gene Ontology annotation, cellular component: plasma membrane. The coding region runs from base 709 to 2175 and encodes 488 amino acids. Lineage: Eukaryota; Metazoa; Arthropoda; Insecta; Hemiptera; Delphacidae.